Molecule: messenger RNA, 1495 nt
Organism: Daphnia magna
Lineage: Eukaryota; Metazoa; Arthropoda; Branchiopoda; Diplostraca; Daphniidae
Exons: 6
Coding region: 725-1306 (193 amino acids)
Source: RefSeq, a predicted model, not a curated record
GGCUGCUAAUGCCACGCUAUCAGCCCACAAUGUUUAUUCCCUCCUGGUGUUGUUUGAUUUUAAAGAGCAGCCACCUGGAAUUGCUUCGGUGUCUGCAAUUUUCAAACCAACACUCUGCGAAGAUGAAAAGGAUGUGCUGGCUCUUUUGACUUUAUGAAUUGAAAGUAAAAGACAAGUAGUUGUAACAAGUUAAGUUAACAAGUUAAGUUUCAUUUUGUUAUUAAGUUCUUUAGAGAAGUAACGUAAACUGAUAUAGAUGGCCAAAAGGUGACUCGUCCCAUUGGAACCUUAAGUUAUACCUUAACAACAUUGAGGAUUCUGACCACAGAUUGGGUGUUCCUGUAUGCUUUUCAGAUGAUAAAGAUUUCCUUCGGCAGAAGAAACUAGACUUAAACAAACUUACUGUGGAUAAUUUACAGCCCAAAGAAAAGGUAGCUAUCCGCAGUCGUCUGCAACUGAUUUAUCCCGCUCAGCCAGACCAGAGCUCUAAGCGUUAUCAUCUUGAAAAGGAAAACGAAGAUCUCAAAUUGAAAAUUCGGGAGCUGGAAGAACAGCUAAAAGACAGUACAAAUAGCACAAUGGAAGAUUGUAAAACUAAAAUCUCUACUUUGGAAGAGGAACUUGAUCAAAUGGCGCUCCAGCUAGCAGACCGCGGGAAUGCGAAGCAAUUGAGCUUCGCGAAAAGCUGGAGUCCUUAGAAAAAAGAAAGCAGUCUGACGAUACAAUGAAUCAACUAGCGUCAAGGUUCCAGGAAAAUAUGGAAAAGCUUCAGGCAAUCGUGGAUCAGCAUCAAACUAAUUUUUCAAGUACCCCAUCUCGAAUGUCUGCUUCGGCAAGUAGCAGCCCGCGCGGAUGUAAUCCGGAUGAAGUGAUGGUUCCUUUUCACGGCAACAUUUCAAUUACUCGUGCCUCAAUGCGAAGAAUUUUGAUUGCUGCGAGACUUGGAAAAACUGAAAAGGACUUAAAUAACACAGUUACCACAAUAUUGGAUGCUUUUUAUUCUCCUGCCGAGCUUGCUGAAUAUUCGAGGACAGGUAAAGUUUGCCCAACAAAGCCUGGAACACUGCCAAAAAAGAAAUUUCCUGAGGAUAUCUUGAAUGCCAUAUCAGGUUUCAUUACAAGCCGUUGGUCGACGUGGCACGAAGGCGCAGUUGUCGAGGAAGCUACCGUUCAUGCUGCCGUCGGCCAUCGCCUACUUGGAUGCCACACGAACACCCGCAAAAGAAAACUGAGGCAUCCUGACUUAAAUGUGGAUGACAUUCUCAACGAAGAAUUGACUAGGGCCAACGACAGCUUGGGUAUGUAAUAAAGGCUAUGUGCAGUAAAGUCCGUUCGUAUUUUAAUCCAGAUGAUCGUUUUACCUGAUGAGGUUAAUUUAAACUUGUGUUUUCUUUACGUUUUAUUUCGCGUUACGUGAUUUGCAUAUGCAUUUCGUUUAGAGUCAAAACCAGUUUUCUUUAACUUGUAUGUGUGUUUUGUAUACUUAUGUACAAUG